Molecule: messenger RNA, 495 nt
Organism: Protopolystoma xenopodis
Lineage: Eukaryota; Metazoa; Platyhelminthes; Monogenea; Polystomatidea; Polystomatidae
Source: the annotation of a GenBank genome assembly
AUGCGACUCACCGGAGCUAGUUCCAGCUCGACAGUCGUGACCUCGUGGUUGUCAAGCGAGUUGGCCGCAUUCACGUCGACGUCACAAGUCCCGUUGCUCGUCUCCAACUGGAGCGCGGGCGUCGGCUGGAAAGAGGCAGAGCAGGGAGGAGAGAGUGAGAGAGUGAGAGAGCCGACUGCGAGGCAGGAGACGCGAGAGUGGCUGCCGUCGAGACCGGACAAGACACACUCGCAAAUGUCUCUCUUUUUCCCGCCACACGCUGGCAACAAGCGUCGAAUGUCGCUGGCCGCGCCAACGUGGCUGAAGGCACCGCGUCGCGACUCGGCCGCCGCCAACAACGCGUCAAGUCGGCGCUGCGUUGUUGUCGGUCAGCCGGACUCGGACAAGGUGCCUUCAUCCGGUCGCCGUGGCAACAGAGGCAAAGCGACUAGUUGUCCUGUGGACGCGAGAUUGCGAACCGACCAGCGACAGUCGAUGCGUGUGUGCAGUUUGUGA